Molecule: messenger RNA, 498 nt
Organism: Microthlaspi erraticum
Lineage: Eukaryota; Viridiplantae; Streptophyta; Magnoliopsida; Brassicales; Brassicaceae
Source: the annotation of a GenBank genome assembly
AUGCAAAAUUCAUAUCUGUUUUUUUGCCUCAUGGGGCAGAUUAAGUAUCCUACUGGAAUUGUCUUCCAUCAGCUGGUAUCUUUGGAGCUAUUUACAAGCAACGGAUAUAAUCUUCUUCCACUCAUGCUAGAUAGUUCUCCUAAACUGCAAAUCCUCAAGCUCACUGACCCAUCUACGUUUGCCUAUUGUUCUUUAAAGUGGGGAUGGAGACAACCAAAAUGUGUACCGGAAUGUUUGUUGUUCCAUCUUGAGACAUUCGUGUGGACAAGAUACGAAUGGCGACUAAAAGAUGACAAACAAGUGGCACUAUACAUCCUUAACAAUGCGAGACGUUUGAAGAAAGCAACUCUCACCACAAAAACUAUCGAUAUUACAGAGCUCAAGAAGUUGGAGAAGAGACGUGAGAUGCUCAACCAGUUGGCUAGCGAGGUCAAGUCUCCAAGUUCAUGUCAGCUCGUGUUCGAAUAUGCUACGUUCCCUAGAUCUCCUACAAUGUGA